CUCUCCUCCGCCAAGACCAUGAAGCUCUGCGUGACUGUCCUCUCCCUCCUGGUCCUGGUCGCUGCCUUCUGCUCUCCAGCGCUCUCAGCACCAAUGGGCUCAGACCCUCCCACCUCCUGCUGCUUCACAUACACCGUGCGGAAGCUUCCUCGCAACUUCGUGACUGAUUACUAUGAGACCAGCAGCCUCUGCUCCCAGCCAGCCGUGGUAUUCCAGACCAAAAAGGGCAGGCAGGUCUGCGCCAACCCCAGUGAUGACUGGGUCCAGGAGUACAUGGAUGACCUGGAACUGAACUGAGC
This is a messenger RNA of Sus scrofa (pig), 299 nucleotides long. RefSeq names its product C-C motif chemokine ligand 4 (gene CCL4). Gene Ontology annotation, biological process: positive regulation of GTPase activity; positive regulation of cell migration; chemokine-mediated signaling pathway. Gene Ontology annotation, cellular component: extracellular region. The record is from RefSeq and is marked provisional. NCBI's taxonomy places the organism in Eukaryota, Metazoa, Chordata, Mammalia, Artiodactyla, Suidae. Gene Ontology annotation, molecular function: chemokine activity; CCR chemokine receptor binding.